Molecule: messenger RNA, 1028 nt
Organism: Drosophila biarmipes
Lineage: Eukaryota; Metazoa; Arthropoda; Insecta; Diptera; Drosophilidae
Gene: Trissin
Product: trissin
Exons: 4
Coding region: 529-852 (107 amino acids)
Source: RefSeq, a predicted model, not a curated record
AAUUUGUUAUGCUUUAUAAUAGAGGAAAAAAGGGAAAGAAAAUGAACGGAGGUUAAAUUGCAAAGUAAAGCAAAUAAAUGACAGGACUAGAAAGUUUAAAAUUUCAUCCAAGCCAAUAUAAUGCCCAACUUGUCGCUCGCCAGCCGGAUUGGGAACUUUUACAGCCUGCGUCCAGCUGCUUUGAUUUGCGGCUGCCCAUUGACCUCCGCCCCCAAACCACCCCGAAGACAACCCCAAAAUAUCCCCAUAAACUUGUUGCGCAAGCUGCAAUUGUCCGUGUGCUGGUACUUAUUAUGCACUGCGUGUCCACACACUGGCUCGAUUCCUCCUGGUUAUCCAUCUGCCACACGCUUCAUUGACCACUUUGAAUGCCGGGAUUCCGGGAAGAGUGGGCGACUGUCAUGUCGAGUAUAUAAGCCCGGCAGCCGGCAAGUCGCUCCUUUCAGUUGCGCUUUCUCUGGGACUCGGAACAGGACGCCAGGAGGAGAUCGUAUGAGUGGCACAGCAUUCUGAGCAGACUGCCGACCAAUGACCAAGACAACGAUGCAUUGGCUGGCCCACCUCCAGAUCAUCUUGCUAUGCACCUGGUUGAUGUGCCCCAGCUGCAGGGCCAUCAAGUGCGACACUUGCGGCAAGGAGUGUGCCAGCGCCUGUGGCACCAAGCAUUUUCGAACCUGCUGUUUUAACUACCUUCGCAAGCGUUCCGGCCCGGAUGCACUGCGUCAGAGUUCGGACCGAAGACUCAUCGACUUCAUCCUGCUGCAGGGACGCGCCCUGUUCACCCAGGAGCUGCGCGAGAGGCGCAACAAUGGCACCCUGAUAGACCUCGGCCUGAACUCGUACUACCGCUAGGAACUGCUCCAUAUGACACCAUUUCAUCCUGACCACGAAACUGACUUUGAUUCCCACCAACGACUCCAAUGAUCCUUUGGCUUUGGCAGCCGUUGAAAUGCUUGAAAUGUUAAUCUUCCAAUAAAGGCACAAACUUCUUUGGGGCACUGUGCUUGAUGAAGCAGCUUGGACAGUGA